Molecule: messenger RNA, 651 nt
Organism: Acanthosepion pharaonis
Lineage: Eukaryota; Metazoa; Mollusca; Cephalopoda; Sepiida; Sepiidae
Source: the annotation of a GenBank genome assembly
AUGCUACACCCUAUUAAAACAUACAUCUAUCUAUCUAUCUAUCUAUCUAUCUAUCUAUAUGAUGAUUUUCUCUUUCUUUUUUUCCUGUUUCCACUCCUUUCUCUUCUUUUCAUUCUUUUUCUUUCUUUCGUUUUUUUUUUCUUUAUUUUAUAUUCUUCAAUUCAUUUUUUCUUUUUCUUUCUUUCUUUCUUUCUUUCUUUCUUUCUUUCUUUCUUAUUCUUUUACCAUCUUUUAAUUUUAAUUAAAGUGAUUUUCUCUUUCUUUUUUCCUGUCCUUUCCACUUCGCUGUCUUCUUUCUUUCUUUCUUUCUUUCUUUCUUUCUUUCUUUCUUUCUUUCUUUCGUUCUUUUUUCUUUCUUUUAUAUUCAUCAAUUCAUUCUUUCUUUCAUUCUUUCAUUUUUUUCUUUCUUUUUUCUUUUUUCUUUCUUUCUUAUUCUUUUACCAUCUUUUAAUUUUAAUUAAAGUGAUUUUUCUUUUCUUUUUUUCCUGUCCUUUCACUUCGCUUUGUUUUCUUUCUUUCUUUCUUUUCUUUCUUUCUUUCGUUCUUUUUUCUUUCUUUUAUAUUCAUCAAUUCAUUCUUUCUUUCAUUCUUUCAUUUUUUCUUUCUUUCUUUUUUUCUUUCUUUCUUUCUUAUUCUUUUACCAUCUUUUAA